Meloidogyne enterolobii is the source of this 471-nucleotide messenger RNA. Lineage: Eukaryota; Metazoa; Nematoda; Chromadorea; Rhabditida; Meloidogynidae. The record is from the annotation of a GenBank genome assembly.
AUGGGAGGAUCAAAAUCUGCUGCAAAACAAAUUCAGAAAUUAUACGAAUUUUUUAUUAAAGUGGAUGCUACACAAAUAGAAAUUAAUCCGUUUGCACAAAUUGAGGAUGGGAGAGUUUAUUGUAUUGAUGCCAAAUUAAUAUUUGAUGAUAAUGCCGCUUUUAGACAAAAAAAUAUUUUUGAGUUGAAUACAUGUGAAGAAAUGAAUGAGAUUUUGGCCAAAAGAUUUGGUUUAAGUUAUAUUCCAAUGGAUGGAAAUAUUGCUUGCAUGGAUGUUGGAGGAAGUGCCACAGUGGAACAAGUUUCAAAUGCUUUUAAAAUUGUUGCUUCUUCCAACGAUCAAAAAAUCAAAGCUAUUUUUGUCAAUAUAUUUGCUGGAAUUUUGAGAUGUGAUAUUAUUGCUGAAGGAGUUAUUGCUGCUUGUAAUGAACUUGAAAGUAAUAUACCUGUUGUUUUGAGGUUUUUAUUUUGA